UAGUGGGAGGCAGAAUCCCAGGCUGGCUGGCAUGAAUGAGAGACGGCGGACAGAAAUACCGGCGUGAAAAGCCUCAAACUGGAAUAGUACGGCGGUAGCUAGGCAACGGCCUUGACGCAACCACACACACACACACACACACACGGUGGGAGAGAAGUCCCUUUGAAAAAAAAAUAGAAAUAGAUGCACACACAUUUUUCAAAGCCAAGAGAGACACAGCCAGUGACUUGGUUUAGAGGAGGACUGGAAGCAACAUCAGCAGCAGCACAGCUGAAGAUAUUCAAGUUAGAAAGCCGAGCUUUGAGAGGCAGAGCAAAGCAUUGAAGUCUCACCACUGGAAUAUUAAUGGGGGAUGCCCCUGACACCAUGCAAAUUCUGAUGGCAGUUAACCUCUCCUCUAGCUGGAGGGACUUUCAAGGCUGACUGCAGUCCUCUUGGAUACAUGAACGCUCUUUCCUCGAAGAGAAUCUCGCUGGUUUGCCUCCAAACAUUACAAAGAAAAGGCAAGCUGGAGACAAAUGGUGUCCCGUGUUGCUAAAGGGGGUGUCUUGGACUGAGUGGCUGAGUCCCAACUUCUGAGCAAAGGAAAUUUGGAUCAACUGAUCACUGCAUGGAUGGUCUUGCCUGGAUAUUGGAGCCCUCUGCUAACCUCUUGAUGGAUGUUGAUGGCAUUCUGCCGGAAAGUAAGGUGUCUGCUCCUAAGAUUGAGAUAGAAGAAAUGUUGGACGGUGCAGAUCCUGAGACGGGAGGAGGCGCUCCUCCUGACGACCACUUGCGGAACCUGAAAGCUCUGACGGAGAAACUGAGGCUGGAGACGAGGAGACCCUCCUAUUUGGAGUGGAAGGCCCAGCUGGAGGGGAUUGCAUGGAAAAGCCACCCAGAGCCUUCUGCAGAAGCCAGCCGGGAUGAGAAACCAAUGGGGGAAAGCGUUCCUUUAACAGAGGUGCAAGUUCAUAUCAAUGGAGGCUCUUUGAAAGCGCAAGUUCCGGUGAUGACCCAGGAGAAAAUCAGUGGCUUUGGAAAUAUUGAUGAGGCUCUAAACUGGCUCAGGAAAGAACUGAUGGAAAUGCGUCUCCAGGACCAGCAGCUGGCCCGGCAGCUGAUGCGCCUACGCAGUGACAUCAACAAGCUCAAAAUCGAGCAGACCUGCCACCUCCACCGGCGGAUGCUCAACGAUGCCACCUACGAGCUGGAGGAGCGGGACGAGCUCUCUGACCUCCUGUGCGACUUCCCGCUGACGUCCUCCUUCAGCCUCUCCACCCCACUCAAGCUCAUUGGCGUGACAAAGAUGAACAUCAACUCCCGCCGGUUCUCGCUUUGCUAGAGGGAGGGGAUGGGAGGGCAGAGGGGCAGAAGCGAGCGUGGAGGGUGACCUUGCCGACGCAGAGGAGGAGAAGCUUGCUUGUUCUUUUGCUCGGCAGGGGAAGGCAGGUGAGGUCAGAGGACAAAGAGGGAAGGCGGAGCAGAUCUGGCAAGGGCUCUUCCACCGAUCCAGUACGGCUGGGCGGUGGCGACAGUCACGAUCAUGUUCCCAGAGUGCUUUGCAGGAAAGAUGGAGAAUACAAACAACCAGCUUCCUCAAGGGGAGGCAGAGAGGCUACCCUAACCCAAUACUUUCCUUCAGAUACAGUCUCCCCUCCCCAUGG
Molecule: messenger RNA, 1646 nt
Organism: Podarcis raffonei (Aeolian wall lizard)
Lineage: Eukaryota; Metazoa; Chordata; Lepidosauria; Squamata; Lacertidae
Gene: FAM167A
Product: family with sequence similarity 167 member A
Exons: 4
Coding region: 611-1324 (237 amino acids)
Source: RefSeq, a predicted model, not a curated record